This is a messenger RNA of Drosophila kikkawai, 2604 nucleotides long. RefSeq lists its product as uncharacterized. Lineage: Eukaryota; Metazoa; Arthropoda; Insecta; Diptera; Drosophilidae. The record is from RefSeq and is a predicted model, not a curated record.
GCGCGCUCAGUUCCAUCCGAUCGGUCGUCGCAGCGAGUUCGCGAGUUCGAACAGCGGCGCACAGGUAUUAAAGUGGAGAGCAGCAACACGGCUUCGGCUACGUUUUCGGCUCCUUUUCGAGGAAGGGCGCGCGCGUGGAGCUGCGCGAGUAACGGAUCCCGGAACGGGGAUCCUCCGCGGCGUAUAACUGGCUUUAAGGCGGCAAACCAGAUUGCGCAAUUAACCGAGUGAAUCGCCAAAUAGGCAACGGCUUUUGUGUCUGAGGCGCUGAGUGAAAUUCGAUAGGAGAGGCAAAGCCAAACGACAAACGACGACGAUCAACGGCACUGCAAAGCUGUUUUAAAACAAAAAACUAACUAAAAAAAUAUACAACAACAACAAUAAAUAAAACCGACUGACAGACAAACAACAUGGCGACCGCCGCCUGCGUUCGCUGCGCCCAGCAACAACAACAAAGGCAACAAACACAGCAAAAACAGGCGCAGGCGCAGCAGCAACAGCGACGCAACAGCGGCAGCCAUCGGUUUCUGCAAAUUUACGGCGCGUGGGCGUUGAUCACACUCCUGGCCGCCAGCGCCGCCAUCGUCCAAAGUGCAGCAGUCUCCUCCUUCGGUGAUCGCCGUUCACACCCAACUUUCAAGCCUCUGUGCAGUGUCCAGCAUGAGCACUUCAUCGAGAGCGAUGGCAAGGAGUCCAGUCUUAUCAUUGAGCUCAAGCCGGGCUCUUAUGGCGAGGAGAAUCCUUCUUGUGCCCGCAUUUUAAGUGCUCCACAAAGCUAUGGGUUCAUUGUGCGCCUCAUCCUGCCCAAGCUAAGGCACAGUCAGCCUCAGCCGGAUCCGGAAAGUACGAGUCCGGCCACAAAUAUAAUGGCUGCCACCUCUGCCGGAGGUGGAAGCACCAACUCAUCUAAGCUAAGGAGGACGGCCAAGUCGGAAGUUGCCAUGGCCAUGGGUCAGACCAACUCAACGGCGGCUUCCCGGGUGGUUGGACGCAGUUGCCCGCUGAAUAUCUUUAGCUCGCUGGACCCGCACACGGCCCAGUGGCGAGUGGAUCCCUGCCAGCUGGAGGACACGGCCUCGGAAAUGGAGGAUCCUGUAAGACUGUUCCAUGGCCGCGUGAAGAUCGUGUGGGAACAUGGCAUGAACACGCUGCGCUCCAAGCUGAUGGUCACGGUUUUGGGUAAGGGAGAGCAGUGCAAGGAUGAAAGCAAACAUCAGUGCCUGAGGAUAGGGGAUGAACCCAUUCUGUGCAUCUCCAAGGAGCUGGCCUGCGAUGGCAUUCGCCACUGUCCUUAUAGCAACGAGUACGACAGCGACGAGGACUACGAGCUGUGCUCGAAGAAGCGUCGCCCGGGCGCGGGUCACCUGCCCGCCGGCCUGGAGUCGGAUCUCUUUGAGCAAUUUGCCCUGGAAGUGUUUCGCAAUCUGUUUGCCAAUGAUGCACCCACAGGGCCGGCAGAGGUAGUGCCUAGAAAUGGAAGUGAAGGAGCCGAUGGAGAUAACUCUACCACCACAACCACCACUCUUCGGAAGGUGCACACCAAAGACAUGAAAAAGCCCGGCGAUGGUUCACCCAACUCCAUAGGACCCAGCCUGGCCACGGAUGGCGCCGAGCACAAGGCGGACAAUGACACGGCCGAUGGGAUGGGAGGAGGAAUGGGAACGGGAUCCGGAAGUGGUUUCACCCGGCGCAACUCUACGCGAUCGGGCCUGCACUCGGAUCUGUCCAAGUACGGACCGUGGGGCUAUCUGAUGCUCGGCAUGCUCCUGUGCGGCGGAGCCCUGCUCAUCUGCGGCCUCUGGGCCUCUGCAUCGCAGCAUGCGGUCAACAACGAGCGGGAGGCGGCGCUGGCCGCUGCCAAUGGUGGUGGAGGCGGCAACGGUGGCCAAGACCACCUGGGUGCCACCUCGCCGCCCAACUAUGAGGAACUGGAUCCACCGCCGGCCUACUCGGUGCUCUUUCCCAACCAGAAGGCGGCCAGCAGCAACACGCUGAAUCUGGAUGCGGCGGCAGCCAGUACGACGACAGCGGCAGCAGCAGCAGCAGCGGCAGCAGUGGCAGCAGCAGCUCUCUCAGGAGCAGUGCCAGGCGAUGUACCACAUCCUCCCCAGCCGCAACAGCAGCAGGAACAGACAACGAACUAGCCCCUAAGCCUGACAAGACACCUGUCGCACACACACACACCUGGAGAACGUAGCUUUUAAGGUCCCAACAUCUCUUCGACUGACUCUGAUGCAAUUAGCUUAAACCAAUUUAGUGAUAGCCCUAAGUGUGACUCUAUGUUAAAUGAUUGACUAUAUCUGUAUGCUAACUAAUAACGAAUAACAGAAUGAAUAACAAGAUAAUGUAACAAAUUAAUGUAUAACAAAUAAUCCAAACAACCGUCCUGUCAACGCCGCGUGUCAACGGCAGACCCCCUUAGCUUCCGAUAAUUGAGAAUGUUAUGAUAAUGAUGAUGAUGAUUGUAAAGAUGAUUGUAAAGAUUGUAAAGAACUGCAGCUGCAGCAGCAUCAACUGACGAAUCAACUAACUUUUGUAAUUCUGUUAAUUUAAAAUUUAAUGUGAUAUAAAUUUAAACUGAAUAAAAUGCAAAGUGUUUAAGUA